AUGCAUUCCUACGACCCGGCCAAGAUGAAUGUCUUCAGCGGCGCUAACAGUCUGAUUGACUAUUUCAAUCCGGACAAGAAUGCGCCGUUGCCGCUGGUCGAGUUACCACCCCAGCUCAACCCGUACUACGAAGACGGCGUGAGGAUUUAUGCCAAGAUGCUCACCGCUCUUCCUGCUACCAACGUCAAGAGCUUGCCCGCUCUCUCGCUGCUCGAAUCUGGCGGAGUCAUCUCGCUUGAUUCCACCCCGGAGCAGCGCGCCUCACAACGCAUCCACACCGUCACCGAGUCCUCGUCCGGCUCCACGGUGACUUCGAUGGCCAUGAUCGCUCGUCAACAUGGUGUCUCGAAAGUGCGUGCCUGGAUGUCGAACAAAGUUUCCCCUACCAAGUCGUCUCUGAUGCGUUUCUUUGGCCUCGAACUCGCCCUGUUCGGCGGACCGUCGCAGUCUCCUCCUCGAGAUCCCAUGGGCGGCAUCGCCAAGGCUGCCGCUCAAGGCUCUCAACCGGGCGUUUUCAAUCCGAACCAGUACGAAAACCCAGCCAAUCCGGCAGCGCACGAAAGAUGGACGGGCAAACAGCUGCUGCAACAGCUUCCGGACAUCAACGUGUUUGCGGGAGGCAUGGGCACUGGUGGCACCAUCACUGGUACCGCGACUCGAUUGAAGCAAGAUCGACCGGAUAUGCAUGUCAUCGGCGUCUGCGUUGCUCGGGGCCACAAGAUCCCCGGACCACGACCGCGCGAGUUGCUCGAACCGGUCGACUUUGCCUGGAAACCUCUGGUCGAUUCGGUGGAAGACGUGGCAAGCAGGGAAAGCUACACACUCAGUAUGCAACUCUGUCGCUACGGCAUCGUCUGUGGCCCCAGCAGCGGCUUCUCGCUCCAAGGUCUCUUCCAAGUUUUGGAACGACGCAAAAAACAGGGCACUCUGGCUCAACUUCGACAGCAGAACGACGGCAAACCGAUUCAAGCUGUCUUCCUCUGUUGCGAUCUUCCGUUCCAGUACGUCGACGAGUACUUUGACAAGUGUGACGCAUCGCAUUUCAUGCCGAUCGUCAACGAGCAUCUGUUCAAGGUGGACCAGUACUCGUACAGCACCAGCUGGAUCUUGGACAUUGCUAGUGCAAAGACAAUGCUCGUCUAUCCACGAUUUUCGAUUGAAGGUGCGGAAAAGACGGCGCUGCCGUCGCCGUCCGAAUUGUCGUCGGACCCGAGCGAGUCGGAUUCGGAAUCGGAAUCGUCGACGCCUGCUUCACCGGGUUUGUUGCGCCCGGCAAUCAUCGAUUUGCGCUCUCGCGCCGAUUUUGCAGCUGGCCACCUGGCGCAUGCCCGCAACAUCCCGCUUUCCAGCCUGAACGCUGACGAUGUGAGCCCGUACGAGGACGCGGUCCUUCUCGCAACCCAGUUUACCGAACUCAACAAGAGGUUUGUCGAACAGCCGCAGGUGGACCACGAGUGCCCCGGUAAUGGUGUGGCCGAAUUGAAUCAAUUGAGCCUGCCAGAAAUGCUGGCGUGUCUCAAGAAGUCACAGCGCGAAGCGUUGGUCGUGGACUACACCGGCGAAACGGGCAGACUGGCGGUAAGCGUGCUAAGGCAUGCCGGUGUUAAGGCCUACUCGGUCGUCAAGGGUUGGGAGGCGCUCAAGGACGCGCAAGAUGUGCAAAUUGUCAAGCCUAAGGCUUAA
This is a messenger RNA of Mycosarcoma maydis (corn smut), 1683 nucleotides long. RefSeq lists its product as uncharacterized. Gene Ontology annotation, cellular component: cytoplasm. NCBI's taxonomy places the organism in Eukaryota, Fungi, Basidiomycota, Ustilaginomycetes, Ustilaginales. The transcript is spliced from 2 exons. The coding region runs from base 1 to 1683 and encodes 560 amino acids. The record is from RefSeq and is a predicted model, not a curated record. Gene Ontology annotation, molecular function: cystathionine beta-synthase activity; cysteine synthase activity.